AUGUCCUCUAACAGCAAUGCAGAAAAUAAUCAUGAAAAUAUGGCUAAUGAUUCGGAAGAAAAAUAUAAUGGAUUAUUGUAUGAGAUUGAAGAUCUGGAAAAAGUAAUAAUCUCACAGUUUCGUGAUUAUGAAGCCAAAGAUAAAAUUGUAAAGUUUUCUGUGAAAGUUGCUUUGGACUCCAAUCUUAUCAGAGAGACAAUUAUAUAUUCUACUACCAACAAAGAGAACAUUGACUCAAGUAAUCAAAAGACCAGCCAGUUAAGCACAUCAGUGAAGCUAAAUUUGCAAUUCAAAGAUUCAAUU
Molecule: messenger RNA, 303 nt
Organism: Acaulospora morrowiae
Lineage: Eukaryota; Fungi; Glomeromycota; Glomeromycetes; Diversisporales; Acaulosporaceae
Source: the annotation of a GenBank genome assembly